This is a messenger RNA of Rhododendron vialii, 1826 nucleotides long. Its product is annotated as pectinesterase 2-like. The transcript has 2 exons. Gene Ontology annotation, molecular function: pectinesterase inhibitor activity; pectinesterase activity. Lineage: Eukaryota; Viridiplantae; Streptophyta; Magnoliopsida; Ericales; Ericaceae. The coding region runs from base 103 to 1662 and encodes 519 amino acids. The record is from RefSeq and is a predicted model, not a curated record. Gene Ontology annotation, biological process: cell wall modification.
UCAAAACCAAAUUCAAGAGAAAGAAAUCACGAUUAGCCUGAGGUGUGUGUAAAUUAGUCCGAGACACCCGGUAAUAUCGACAAAAAGCACCCGUUUACCCCUAUGGCAACCAAGUUAGUAUUAUCAUUAUUUACAGUAGUCGUAUCUUUCUCUUGUGCUUCGUCGAUUGCCCUGGCGGCCUCUUCCGACGACAUAAACCAGUGGUGCAACGAAACCCCGAACCCCGAAUCAUGCAAGUAUUUCAUGGCCCGUGGCUCGCACCACUUUGCGCCCAAACAAAAAUCCGAGUUCAAGAAGAUGGCCAUGCAAGUAGCCAUGGAACGAGCGCUUACCGCCGAGACCCACCACAAGGAGCUUGGCUCUAAGUGCCGUACCGAGCGCGAGAAGAGCGCCUGGGCUGAUUGCUUGAAGCUUUACGAGAGCACCGUUUUCCACCUUAACCAGACACUGAGCCGGAAAUGCUCCAACUCCGACGCUCAGACGUGGCUCAGCACUGCCCUGACCAACCUCGACACGUGUCGGGCCGGGUUUGUGGAGCUGGGCGUUUCGGACCUCGUGUGGCCGUUGAUGUCUAAUAAUGUCUCCAAGCUUAUUUGCAACAGUUUGGCUAUUGAUCACAAUAACGGCUCGUCUCAUAAACAAACUUACAGAAAAGGUUAUCCGACUUGGGUUUCACCCGGUGACCGGAAGCUGUUGCAGUCGUGGACAGCUACGAGGGCGAACCUCGUGGUGGCUCAAGACGGCUCGGGAAACUACCGGACCAUUAAGGCCGCCCUGGCUGCGGCGGCUAAGAGGAGGGGGAGUGGGAGGUAUGUUAUACAUGUGAAGCGUGGGGUUUACAGAGAGAACAUUGAGAUUGGUAUUAACAUGAAGAAUAUUAUGUUGGUCGGCGAUGGCUUGAAAAACACCGUUAUCACCGGAAGCCGCAGUGUGGGAGGAGGUUCCACCACCUACGACUCAGCAACAGUUGCGGUCACCGGUGAAGCAUUCGUAGCACGCGAUAUAACGUUCCGCAACACAGCCGGACCACAAAACUACCAAGCCGUAGCCCUCCGAUCGGGUUCCGAUCACUCCGUUUUCUACCGUUGCAGCUUCGAGGGUUACCAAGACACGCUCUUCGUCCACUCACAACGACAAUUCUACAAGGAAUGCUACAUCUACGGCACGGUCGAUUUCAUAUUUGGAAACGCGGCAGUAGUCUUCCAAAACUGCAUGAUUUACGCGCGCAAACCCCUGAGGGGCCAACAAAACGUCGUGACAGCACAGGGGCGGACCGAUCCCAACCAGAACACCGGCAUUUCGAUCCAUAAUUCUCGUGUCAUGGCCGCAUCGGACCUGAGACCGGUGCUUAGUUCAGUCAAGACGUAUUUGGGACGACCCUGGAAGCAGUAUUCGCGUACAGUUUAUUUACGUACUUAUCUCGAUUCCUUGGUGGAUCCGGCGGGGUGGUUAGCAUGGGAUGGUAAUUUCGCCCUGAACACUCUGUACUAUGGGGAGUACAUGAAUUUGGGUCCCGGGUCUUCGACCCGUCGCAGAGUGAAGUGGGGUGGCUACCGAGUAAUGACUAGAGCGACCGAGGCGUCAAGGUUCAGUGUCGCUAAUUUCAUCGCCGGCAGAUCGUGGUUGCCGGCCACCACCGUGCCGUACACUUCUGGCAUCUGAUCACAUCACUAGUUGCGCUGUUUUUUGAUUGACUGAUUCUUCUGUUGGUAAUUCUCUGUUUUCUUUAUUCUUUCUGUAAUCCCUACAUUGAAGAGAGUCUUCCAGGGGUAUUCUUGUUGAUUUUUUGAAACUUUAACACAUACAACAAUUUCUUGCUGCUGCUU